Molecule: messenger RNA, 2446 nt
Organism: Cyclopterus lumpus (lumpfish)
Lineage: Eukaryota; Metazoa; Chordata; Actinopteri; Perciformes; Cyclopteridae
Gene: engl
Product: endoglin, like
Exons: 12
Coding region: 93-1844 (583 amino acids)
Source: RefSeq, a predicted model, not a curated record
GGGGGUCUCGGGUACUGAGUGCAGCUCCCACAGUGGAGUCUGGAGCAACAGCUGGAUCAGCAGUCCGCCUGUCUCACCACUCAGUGCGCAGGAUGUUGCAACGCAGCAGUGAGAUGCUCAUGAUGCCUUCACUCCUGGGAUGGACUGUUCUCUGUCUCCUCCUGCUUUGGAAGAGAACGGCAGCUCUCGGCGAGGAGGUGCGGUGCUCCUUGGCACCGGCGGGGCAGUUGCACCCUGUUCGGGGGCUGCUGGAGAGGUUCCAGACUGGGCCGGGCUGCGUUGCUAGGGAACGCGGAGACAAGGAAACCCAUGUCAUUGCAGUGGGGAGUGGGACACACUACCCCGGAAACAAGUCCUUCAACAGCGUCCCCGUCUGUGCCACAGACGCGGCCGCCGUGAUGAUGAAUCCCGUGGUCGAGAGGCCGUCCUGGGCCGAGGAGCGUCGGCUGAGGCUGUGGCUGAACUCCGGAGGCCGAGCACGAGGAGGCCGGGAGAGUUUCACAGUGCAGUGUGAGGACGGAUGCCUCAGCGUGAGCGUAGACCGGCGCGUCCUGCAGAGCUCGUCUGUCCCGGUGACCGCCGUGACUCUGCGAGACUCGAUGUGCCAGGCUCAGUCUAACGGGAGUCAUUUCCUGUUGGUGUUUCCACUCAUUUCCUGUGGGACUGAGAAUCUUCUCCUGGGACAGCCGAGAGGAGUGCAGUACCAAAACACGGUGUUACUAUGGAGAGACGCGCCUCAGGCCAUCCUGGCUCUCAAUGAAACAGAGAGGAAGUCCAAAGGUCCACUCGGCAUACAUUUCAGCUGCUUUGCUGCGGUCCCCACGCUCCCCGGGUCUGCUGACGUAGGGCCGGUCUCCUGGGCACUCGAGCGUCCAGGGUCCAAUCCAGGACUGAGACACCUUCCGACACUCGGACAAACGUCUGCGGCCGUCCUUGUUCUGAAGCUCUCUGCCGCUGAGAGAUAUAAGCGGAGCCGGAUCGGCCCCUGUGUCAUAACUGCAGACCACCGUGUCUACGUUGAGAUUUCAGCCAAAGGGCCCUUCAUAGAUAUGGUGGAGGUGAAGUCCUGUGUGGUCUCUCCUCUUUCAGACCCGAAACAGUCUCGUUUCUGGACCGUCCUAAGCGAGGGCUGCUCCUCAGACCCCUCGCUCACCCUCAGUGCAAAGACAAAAGAAGAAGAGGUGGAAGGUGCUGGGGGUGAUGAUAAAGUGGAAGAGGAAAAGACAAAGGAGGAGACAGAUGGACUGGACAGAAGAGGGAGAGAAGCACCAGAGAGGCUGGACAAUAAGAGUGCAAACGUGGGAGCAGAGGAGGAGAUCCGGCCCUUGAGGUUUAGUUUCAUCCUUCGACCAGUUUAUAAUGACUCAAUACAGUUCCUCCACUGCAGCCUCCGUCUGUGCAUCUCUGACCUGAAAAAAGAGGAACCCACAGAGGAAAAAGUAAAGACUGACUGUCAGGACAGGCUGCGUAUCCCUCCGCUGGUUUCUAGAUCUUCUAGACACCAGUGUGAGGUCAGAAACCUCUACAGGCCCAUGGUGGUCACCCAUCCCAUUAGUUCACUGGCGCCCACUGCCGACCAAAGAACCAAGAGGCUGAGUCUCCCCCCACUGGCCAGUCCAGACCCGGAGCACAGCAUGCCGACGGGACCACUGAUGGGAAUUGUCUUCGCUGCCUUUGUGAUGGCCGGCUGCCUGAUGGGGGGCGGGCUGUGGGGCAUCUACUAUUGUACAGGGGCCCUUCCAACAUCACUUGGAGGAGAGAAUCAUGUCACAGACCACCCUCGUGAAGGGCCCAACAGCUGGAAUCCAACGCCACCGUCUGACCAGUCGUCCAGCUCGGUGUAGGAGGAUUUCCUGCAAAUCUGACAAAGGAGAACUGGGACAGAGGUUCUGACAGCUCGUGUAUGUGUGUGUGUGUGUGUGUCUGGAUUCGACGGGGCGACUGAAACAGAAACCACGUCACCACAUCGUCACCUUUCAAGAGACGGGGAGCCCGAAGUCAAAGGUGAACUGAGCGGUCACUGCGAGUGCCUGUUUGAAGAGUCCGUGUUCCAAAUCAUUUUCACUGUUGUGCUGUCACUGAAUCAGCUGAAAAACAGCAUUUAUUUGUAUGUGGAUUCUGUUCAUGUUGAUGUGGCAAACAAGAUGUAAUAAACGAGUCGAGAUGCAUGUCGGCGAUGUCGUUUCACUCAAGUCACUUGCAAGUCAAGUUCAACACACUCUCCUCUAAGCUCUGUUUUGGUCUCUAAUCCUGAGAGAAACACUCUGCUAAAGGCUCCGCUGUGUUCACCAGCUCGUCACGAAGUGUCUGUCUGUCGUGUGGUGCUGAGCAGGUUGUGGCAGUGGCUUAUUAAAAAAAUUUUACGAGCUUUUUUGCGGGGAAAGAAAUCCUAACGAGAGCAGCGAGAGUGGCCUAAAAACAUUAAAGCUGCAUCCACAAAACCACA